Messenger RNA from Staurois parvus, 701 nucleotides. NCBI's taxonomy places the organism in Eukaryota, Metazoa, Chordata, Amphibia, Anura, Ranidae. The record is from the annotation of a GenBank genome assembly.
CAGCAUGGAGGGAGCCUCCUUGGACUGGGAGAUCAGUCAAGGCACCCUUUAAAAUUAUGGACAGUCCUGAGGCACCCUUUAAAAUUAUGGACAGUCCCGAGGCACCCUUUAAAUUUAUGGACAGCCCCGAGGCACCCUUUAAAAUUAUGGACAGUCCCGAGGCACCCUUUAAAUUUAUGGACAGCCCCGAGGCACCCUUUAAAAUUAUGGACAGUCCUGAGGCACCCUUUAAAUUUAUGGACAGUCCCGAGACACCCUUUAAAAUUAUGGGCAGUCCCGAGGCAUCCUUUAAAUUUAUGGACAGUCUUGAGGCACCCCAUUCUAAAAUGGGGUGCCUCAAGACUGUCCAUAAUUUUAAAAAGGCACUCCAUUCUAAAACAUGAAAAACUAUUCUAAUAGUUUUCUAUAACGCAGCAACAUGCACACAUGUAGGACAUUCAGCAUUAGAGGUGAUUUAUUCUUCCAAAGCAAAUACACUUUUGCACACUGGUACUGACUAGUAUUCCAGUGUUUCUCUUCUCCCUCAGUUUUUCUCCAUCACUGAGAUAAUGUGACCCCAGAACUGAUGGAGAGGAGCAUGGGAGGGUCAAACUAGAAUGCUAUGUAGGCACCUGACAUCCUUCUUAUCAACUGAUGAUGUCAUUGGUUGUCAGGACACUGGCAACUAGAAGAUCGUAAUGGUGCACAAUGAAAACCUGUGG